Molecule: messenger RNA, 591 nt
Organism: Bemisia tabaci
Lineage: Eukaryota; Metazoa; Arthropoda; Insecta; Hemiptera; Aleyrodidae
Source: RefSeq, a predicted model, not a curated record
CGAAUACAAUUCCUUCUGCCAGGAAAUGAACUUUUCAGGUUAUGGAGUGUAUUAGUAAAAUUCAUCUCCAAGGAGACACUAAACAUUCUCGUUUUCAUCGCCGCUGUUUGAUGAUGGAAAUUGCUCCGUCACAACUUAAGGUUAGUAUGUGUUUAUGAACAAUGGAUGGGUUGAUAUGGAAAGAUGGCGCAAAAUAAAAGAAUCUGUCAGCUACUAUUUCAAUGUAUGCAUGUGUUGCAAGAAACCGUCUGAGUCCAGAGAUCCCCAGAGUAACGCGAAUGCCUCGUCUAACGAAAGAGACUUCCAUGUUAUAUUCAUCAAUGGGAAUCUUCCAUCAUGCCAACUGGUUCUCCAAAAGCAUCGCCCUGACACCCCGAUACAGAAGUUCUAUCUCCCCCAAGAAACGAAAAACGCCAUAAUAGAGGCCAUUAGCGCAAUUGAAAAAGAGUACGUCAAAACAUGAAGCAGAUAAUUUGAAAAUCAAUCACAGAUUACAAAUUCACGUGCUUGUGGGUGAAAAUGAAUCAAGUGCGUUGUGAGCUCGUUUGAAAUUGAAAUCACUCACUGUAAAUACAAUGUUUAUUCUUGAGA